Blastocystis hominis is the source of this 356-nucleotide messenger RNA. RefSeq lists its product as hypothetical. The record is from RefSeq and is a predicted model, not a curated record. The coding region runs from base 189 to 350 and encodes 53 amino acids. NCBI's taxonomy places the organism in Eukaryota, Bigyra, Opalinata, Blastocystidae. The transcript has 2 exons.
GGAUCUGGAUAGCGUUCUGCAGCGCGUAAAGAGCUUCCCUGGAGUUGUGGGACACGUUAUUGUCGACUCUGGAAGGAAUGUGGUACACACUUCUCUUGAGAAGGAGGAGGCGAUUUCUCUUGCAGCAGUGACGAUUAAGGAAUUCAAUAUCUUUAUUGGAAUGAUUAUGUAGUUGAUUGAAGUGGGAAAUGAAACCAUUCAAGAACUUGGGGAUACUGACGCAGAUUUCAUCCGUAUUCGCUCAAAGAAGCGAGAUAUUCUUAUUGUCCCUGGUACGAUGCGUAAAUCGACUAUUAUCAAGGUGCAACCUACUCAUUUGCGAUUCUCCGCGAUUCGAACACAACCAGUAAUUAGUU